AUGCGUAUCCCUGACAUUGAUCAACAAUUUAUCCUCGAACUCGUUGCAUCGGAAUAUGGUUUAGCAGCUGUUCUGGCUCAAGAAUUGGACAGAAAAAAGUCAGCGGUUGCUUAUGCUAGUCGUACGUUAACUCCAGCGGAGAGAAACAGAGCUGAUCACCUACAUGGUAAACUGCCAGCGGUGCAGGCAGGUUGCAGUUUGCAGAUAUGCAAAGAUUUGGGAAUUAAAAAUAAAUUUACAGCCACUUGUCAUCUACAAACAAAUAUGACAGAACGAGUAAACAAAACAGUGAAACAAAUGAUCGCUCAAUAUGCAGAAGGCAAACCAAAUUCAUGGGAUAAAGAAAUAGCAAAAUUAGCGUUUUCCAUAAAAACACCAGUUGAUGAAUCAACAGGACAGCCUCCAGCGUUUUUGAAUCUUGGUAGAGAACCUCAACUUCCUCUUGAUCUGAUCCUCGAUGACCCUACUGAAGGCCCAUCUGUACCUCCAGAUGAAAUAAAACAUGUGGCUCUAAGUUAUCGUGACCGACUAAGUCAAAUGGCAAGGUCCUUGUAA
Molecule: messenger RNA, 555 nt
Organism: Didymodactylos carnosus
Lineage: Eukaryota; Metazoa; Rotifera; Eurotatoria; Philodinida; Philodinidae
Source: the annotation of a GenBank genome assembly